This is a messenger RNA of Oxyura jamaicensis (ruddy duck), 1128 nucleotides long. RefSeq names its product peptidyl-prolyl cis-trans isomerase FKBP8-like. Lineage: Eukaryota; Metazoa; Chordata; Aves; Anseriformes; Anatidae. Bases 1 to 1128 code for a protein of 375 amino acids. The record is from RefSeq and is a predicted model, not a curated record. Gene Ontology annotation, molecular function: protein binding; peptidyl-prolyl cis-trans isomerase activity. The transcript has 7 exons.
AUGCAGGGACCCUCUGCAGGCGGCGGCUCCCCAGAGCGGGAGGCGGGGUCCGGCGAGCGGCCGCGGGGGCCAGGCCGGGGCAGGAGGGUCCGGUUCCGCAUGCCCCACACCACCAUCGCGGUGCCGUCGGGCCGCGAGGAGGAGCAGCUCUUCUAUCGGCGGCUGGACGGACUCGCGGCGCUGGGCCCCGCCGGUUUCACGCCGCUCUUCGCCGCCGAGGGCUGGAGCGACCUGACGGAGGACCGGCUGCUGCGGAAGCGCGUGGUGCGGGACGGGCAGGGCGGCCCGCCGCCGCGGCCGGGCCAGGAGGUGUCGGUAAAGGUGCUGGGGGCCCUGGAGGACGGCGGCCUGGUGGAGCGGGACCCGCGGCUCAGCUUCGUGCCGGGCCAGGGCGACGUCGUGCAGGCGCUGGAGUUGGGCGUUCCCACCAUGCAGCCCGGAGAGGUGUCCUUCUUCCUCGCAGCCUUCCCCUACGGCUACGGCCGCGCGGGCAGGGAGCCCGACGUGCCGCCCGAGGCGCCGCUGCUCUUUGAGGUGACGCUGCUGGAGGUGCGCGACGGCCCGGACCCGCGGCGGCUGCCGCCCGCCGCCCGCCUCCGCCUGGGCGCGCAGAAGCGGGAGCGGGGAAACGUCCACUUUGCGCGGGGCGACUUCGCGGCGGCGCUGCGCUCCUACCGCCUGGCGCUGCGGGCCCUCGACGGCGCCGGUGAGCCAGGCCGGGCGGGACGGGCCACGGCGGGGCGGGGCGGGGCGGGGCUGCUGACCGCCAUGCCCCCCGCAGCCCCGGCCGAGCCGCAGGAGGAAGAGGAGCUGCGGGAGCAGCGCGUCAAGUGCCUCAACAACUGCGCGGCGGCGGCGCGGCGGCUGCAGCGCGGCGGGGAGGCGCUGGCGGCUUGCGAGGCAGCGCUGCGCAUCAGCCCGGACAACGGCAAGGCGCUGCUCCGGCGGGGCCAGCUGCUGACAGAGCAGGGCCGCGACGAGGAGGCCGCGCUCGUCCUGCGCAGAGCGCUGGAGCUGGACCCGGCCAGCAAGGCCGUCCACGCCGAGCUCGCCCGCCUGGUGAAGCGCCGCGCCCGGCCCGCGGCCCGCGCCGAUCAGGCGGGGCCUGGGCACAGGAACAGGGCAUGA